AUGUCAAUCACAGAGAACCCAACCGACACUGUAGUCGACGAUCUUGAAAGGCACGUCAAGAUCUUCCUAUCCUGCAGUCAAUUUUUUGACGCAUCAAGACAGCAGAAAUCGGGAGAGAACGGAAAGGACCGGAUCCCAAAGUGGAGAACAACCUUCAACUAUCUAGGUCUACUGAACUAUCCGGAUCUUGUGAGAGAACACGGUCCGGUUUGGCCUCUUUCAGAACUACAUUUCAAGGGUGAGGCUUCGAUUCAGCUCCUGAAGAAGAGAUUUUCCUUGGGAACCCAUGGAGAGAACUGGGCCUAUAAUGUGACAAAUGCGUACUACAAGGAUAAAUCGUACAGGAAUGUCUUGAGAGACGCAAAACGAUCUUACCUUUCAAGCAUGGAUGAGGAAUUGUCGUCUUCUGAACCGGCAACAUUGAAGAUUCUCCAGGCUAUAGACCACGAGAUCAAAGAGGGCACCACAAAGGGCGGCAAAACAAGGAUUGAAGAUGAGAUGAUUCGUAACACAAACUCAAACUUUGUAAGAUACAAGGAUAUUGAGACAGCACACAGACACUUGUCCACGAGAAACAAUCUUAUCACAGGUAUUGUUGUGGAGAA
Molecule: messenger RNA, 605 nt
Organism: Cylindrotheca closterium
Lineage: Eukaryota; Bacillariophyta; Bacillariophyceae; Bacillariales; Bacillariaceae
Source: the annotation of a GenBank genome assembly